UUAGCUUUAUAUCUGCUUGAGGUGAAGCUUUUCAGUCACAGAUCUCAGUGGAAUUAAAUAUAGAGAAAGGCCUAUAGGAAAGAUAAAGAUAUAAAGUUGAGGGAUCUUUUUAUUUUCACAUCCUCUUAUAUUUUUAAAACACAUACAACAUGCUUCAAAGUUUGCUUGGACUUUUUUAUCUCUCUGCAGUUUCUGAGUUAGUGACUCUCACAGGUACACGAGCUGAAUGUCCUUUAAAGCUCAACCUACAGAGUGUUGUUGUGGAGUACGGCAGCUCUGUUUCAGUGGAUUGUAGCACUGAUGUCACACAUGAUGGGAUGGGCUGGGAAUCCUGGGUAGGAUCAGUAUCCAUGACCAAAGACAAACUGAUCACCUGGAGAGUGUCCAACCUGAGACAAUGGGACAUACGGUCACAGUGCUACAUAAACUACAAUAGAGCUCAAUGUUCAACUUAUCUCCCAAUCACGGUUUACAAGACUCCAGAUAGUGUGUCCAUCAGCACAGUGGAUCGACCAAUGAUUGAGGGAUCACAGUAUGAGCUCCAGUGUGAUAUUGUGAAUGUGGCUCCUGUUAAGAAUCUCACUGUGAAAUGGUUUAAAGGAGAGACAGAGGUGUAUACUGAGACCUUCAAUGACACCAUCAAGACUCCAGUGAAUGAAACAUCUACACUUCAGAUCACUGCACUCAGAGAUGAUGAUGGAGCUCAGUACAGAUGUGAAGCAGAACUGAAACUGGGAGAAGAUGGACCUCAACCUCCUCCUAAAGUGACAUCAGAACCUAUUCAGAUAACAGUACUGUAUAUUUGCGCUCUUCUUCAGUUCAACCCACCGAGUGUUGUUGUGGAGUACGGCAGCUCUGUUUCAGUGGAUUGUAGCACUGAUGUCAAACAUGAUGGGAUUGGCUGGGAAGCCCCUAUAGGAUCAGUACCCAUGACCAAAGACAAACUGAUCACCUGGAGAGUGUCUAACCUGAGACGAUGGGACAUACAGCCACAGUGCUUCAUAAACUACAACAGGGAACAAUGUUCAACUUUACUCCCAGUCACAGUUUACAAGACUCCAGACAGUGUGUCUAUAAAUACAGUGGAUAACAAAAUCAUAGAGGGCUUCCAGUAUGAGCUCCAGUGUAACAUUGUGAAUGUGGCUCCUGUUAAGAGUCUCAUUGUGAAAUGGUUUAAAGGAGAGAAAGAGGUGAAAACUGAGACUGUCACUGACCACAUCAAGACUCCAGUGAAUAAAACAUCUACACUUCGGAUCACUCCAAUCAAAUAUCGUGAUGAUGGAGCUCAGUACAGAUGUGAAGCAGAGCUGGACCUGGGAGUAGAUGGACCUCAACCUCCUCCUAAAGUGACAUCAGAACCUCUCAGGAUCAUCGUUUAUGGUACACGAGCUGAAUGUCCUUUAAAGCUCAAGCCACCGAGUGUUGUUGUGGAGUACGGCAGCUCUGUUUCAGUGGAUUGUAUCACUAAUGUCACACAUGAUGGGAUGGGCUGGGAAGCCACUGUAGGAGGAGUACCCAUGACCAAAGACAAACUGAUCACCUGGAAAGCGUCUAACCUAAAACGAUGGGACAUACGGCCACAGUGCUACAUAAACUACAAUAGGAUGCCACCUUGUUCAACUUAUCUCUCAAUCACAGUUUACAAGACUCCAGAUAGUGUCUCCAUCAACACAGAGAAUCACAGAGGACCAAUAACUGAGGGAUCACAGUAUGAGCUCCAGUGUGAUAUUGUGAAUGUGGCUCCUGUUAAGAAUCUCACUGUGAAAUGGUUUAAAGGAGAGACAAAGGUGAAAACUGAGACCUUCAAUGACACCAUCAAGACUCCAGUGAAUAAAACAUCUAAACUUCAGAUCACUGCAAACAGAUCUGAUGAUGGAGUUCAGUACAGAUGUGAAGCAGAGCUGGAACUAGGAGCAGAUGGACCUCAACCUCCUCCUAAAGUCACAUCAAAUUCUUUUCAGAUUACAGUACAGUAUUCACCAAAACAUAUUAAUGGAAAUGUGAUCAUCACGAAAACAGAUGGAGAGAUCACUCUGAACUGUACAGUAGCAGCAAAUCCACCUGCUACUUACUCCUGGUACUCAGAGCAUUUGACAGGGCCAAUAAAUUCAGCAGUGCUCUCAUCCUCUACACUGACUCCAGGAAACUACACAUGCACUGCUACAAACACUCUGGGAAGAUCCCAAAAAAGAUUCUUCAUUAAUUCUGAAGGCAGUCGCACCACAUUCAUGGUUAAUCUCACUUUUCUUCAGCUGCUGGUUGCUUUAAGGAUUGUCAUGUGAGGAAGAUACAAAAGGAUACUCUCAGAAGAUUAAUUCCACUUCUUUUUUUAAAGCAACUUGUUCACUUUCUUUAAGAUCUGACAGUCACUGUUUUGCAUCAAAAUCUCACGAACGUGAAACAUUGUGGAUAUUAUUCAUGACCUAAACCAAUGUAUUGUGUAAUUUUUAGGGAUGGACCAAUAUACCAGCCCAUAAUUGGUAUUGGCAGAUAAAAGAAUUUACAUUGGCCGCAUUAUUUUGAAUUGGGUAAAAAUGACAGCAAAAUUGCAGUUUGUAUGAAACAGUAAAAAUUGAAACCAUCAGUGUUGAAAAAACUAUGAAAACAUGAAUGUAUUAAUUAUUCUGUCACAACCUUCUGUACCAUCUGCAUUUCUGUGCUCAAUGAUAGUGAUCAAAGACUAUUGGCAGAGUUGUUUAUUCAGUACAGUGGGGGCUACAGGUGGUCUUCUGAUUGGUCAGUUUGAAUGUAUCAUGUUGGGUUUGUAGCAUUUCAAUUGUAACUUUACUGUUAUUAAACCUUUUCAUUUGGUAAA
Misgurnus anguillicaudatus (oriental weatherfish) is the source of this 2815-nucleotide messenger RNA. Lineage: Eukaryota; Metazoa; Chordata; Actinopteri; Cypriniformes; Cobitidae. The record is from RefSeq and is a predicted model, not a curated record.